This is a messenger RNA of Manihot esculenta (cassava), 864 nucleotides long. RefSeq names its product GATA transcription factor 26-like. Gene Ontology annotation, molecular function: zinc ion binding; sequence-specific DNA binding. The coding region runs from base 1 to 864 and encodes 287 amino acids. Gene Ontology annotation, biological process: regulation of DNA-templated transcription. The record is from RefSeq and is a predicted model, not a curated record. The transcript is spliced from 4 exons. Lineage: Eukaryota; Viridiplantae; Streptophyta; Magnoliopsida; Malpighiales; Euphorbiaceae.
AUGGGAAAGCAAGGACCUUGUUACCACUGUGGCACUCAUAGCACUCCACUAUGGAGAAAUGGGCCACCAGAGAAACCAGUGUUAUGCAAUGCCUGUGGAUCAAGGUACAGGAUUAGAGGAACUCUUGCAAACUAUACACCUAAGCAUGCCCAAGGGCAACCACUUGCUAAAAGGCUAAGAACUAUCUCCAAAUGCAGUUUCAAAACUGAAGAAAACUACUCUUCUUCUGAUGAUGAUGAUUCUACACAAUCUGCAAUAUCUUGUUCUCUGAGCUCCUGCAGCUUCAUUGGAAAUGAAGAGAAUGCAGCCGAAAGUCUAGCGACGCCACCGGUUUCUGUCAAUCAGAACCGUGGAAUCCAGGAAAGCUUCUGGAAAUCAUGCAUACCAUCAAGAAAGAGGUCUUUAUAUGUUCAACGCAGUCUUACACCCAUUGAAAGAUUCCAGAGAGAGCUUCGCAAUAUUUUGGUGCAUGAUCCUUUGAUCUCGUCUGAAAAUGAAGAUGAUAUUCUCAUCUAUAAUUCAAAUCACCUGCGAGUAUCCCGCAAUGAAAUUGGUCUUGGAAGCUUUCUUCUCAAACCCAACACUGCUGCUUCUUCCACAGAAAUUGCCCCACCACCAGCUCAUGAGACAUUCUUCUCUCUUGUGGAUGUUAAACCUUCUCUAGUGGAUAUCAAGGACUCUGGUUGGAAGAGCUCUCUUCUCAAUCCCAACACUGCUGCUCCUACUGCUUCUCCCGCAGAAGUUGCACCACCAGUACCUCCUCAUGAGACAACCUCCUCUCUUCUGGAUGUUAAAAUUUCUCUAGUAGAUAUCAAGGAUUCUGGUUUGAAUGAUUCUCAAAUUAGAUCCUCAUCAUCCAUGUAA